Cuscuta epithymum is the source of this 1491-nucleotide messenger RNA. The record is from the annotation of a GenBank genome assembly. Lineage: Eukaryota; Viridiplantae; Streptophyta; Magnoliopsida; Solanales; Convolvulaceae.
GUUCCGAGAAGACAAAGGCGAUUGUGGAAUUUGACAACUAUCUACACUCUAAAUUUGCCCAAAUCCAGGCACCUUAUACGCAACUGUUUUUUGAUAUCGAAAGCUUUACGUCUCUUGUAUCUGCCUUUUUGGACACAACAGAGACAUGGACUUGUCUUCAACAUAGCCUUAAAAGUCUACACGAGAAGUCCGGGGUUCCGCUCAGAAGAAGUAAAUCUGAAGAACAUAUAAGAGAUGUAUUCAAUCAAACUGGUACUUUCCUAGUAAAUGAAGGGGAACUGGAUAAAUUUGUGCUUCAAGAUGAAUGUGAGGGUCAUGAUGAUAAACCCACUCAUCUUGAUGAUAAAAUAUUUGCUAUGUAUGGGUGGUUCGAACUCACCAAAUUUAAGGAUGUUGUGCAUAACAUCCUCAAGAAGAUGAAAGAGCUUGAAAAUCAAGAAGAUCAAGAUGGGAAGUCUGCUGAAGAAGGAAAAAUGUCUCUGAACCUUUCAAACUCCAAGAGGCACUUGGAAGACCAAAUGAAGGCCAGAAUAUCUACUUGUGAACAAUUUUGUUUCUUUCCUUUUUUGCUUAUGUCGUCUCUGUUUGGAGUAUCGUAUCUAAUGAUAUCAUACCAUGCCGUACUGUACCAUACCAUAUCACAUCACACGGCUCCUUGAUGCCUAGAUGUCACCUAGGUGACAAGGCCGCUCGUUGACACCGCACCUUGCUUACACGCUGUGACCUUGGUUGGAGUAUUCUUAGGCCUUGACUAAUUCCAUUCAAUCAUUCUUUGUCCAUGCUGUUUCUCUGAUUGGAGUAUUUAUUACUCCCUCCGUCCCAUAAUUAUCUUCAUUCUUUCCUUUUUGGUUCGUCCCAAAUUUAUCUCCUCUUUCCUUUUUUAGCAAAGGAUUUGUGGUUUACAACCAUUCUUACACAUUUCUCUCUCCUCUUCACAACUCUCCACCACACAUUUCCCACUUUCUUAAUCUCCGUGCCCAGUCAAAACCGAAGUUAAUUCUGGGACGGAGGGAGUAUGUCUCUAUUAUAGCUUUUUAAAGGAUUUCCAUUUGAAGAUAUGUGCGUAGAGAUUAAAAGGCUUGUGAGGAGAGGAGGUAAAAAAUAUCGAAACUUGGUUGAAGACGCUAUGGAAGUAAUCUGGGAGACUUAUCGUGCGCGGGUUGCUAUUAGAAGGAGCUUUCACGAACAAUCUGAAAUGAUCUCUCGCCACCCGUGCAAUAUGGAUAGAGAGAAACACCUGCCGAAUGAAUUGGGAGAUUUUCUUGAUUCUUUACUCAAUCAGGCUAAAACAUUUAGAGAAGUGUGGGACAGUAUCGAGGGAAGACUCUUUGGUCCAUCUGAAGAACCAGACCCUAAGAAACAAAAGUCAUAGCACUCAUAGCAAACGUGCUCUAAUGUAAAAUACUGAUCUAGGAAGACUGGUCUAGGAAGACAAUGACCGGUUUGAACGGUGGUGUGGCAUGAUGAGUUAACGUGAAAGACCUUGACUGG